Molecule: messenger RNA, 1803 nt
Organism: Colias croceus (clouded yellow)
Lineage: Eukaryota; Metazoa; Arthropoda; Insecta; Lepidoptera; Pieridae
Exons: 1
Coding region: 327-1595 (422 amino acids)
Molecular function (GO): nucleic acid binding
Source: RefSeq, a predicted model, not a curated record
GAUAUAUCAAUUGACAGCCUGACAGGCGGCAGUAGCUGUCAAGUGUCAACAAUUCAAGUGCCUAUUUUUUACCCUCAGUUUUUACCAAUUCACUUUUUGAAACAAUUUGAAUUUGAAAUAAAAUAAUCUAUAUAGGACUAUCAGUAAUAUCAUAAUUUGAUAAUUACUUGGUCCGUUCGCGUUAAGAAAAUAGUGAGUCAUCGUUGUCCGCCGGCCUGGCCACGCCCCAAAUUAGAAAGUCGAGUUCACAGUGACCAAUUGAAAUCUGACCUUCGAACAAAACGGUUGUGUAUUUUGCGUGACUCGUUCAACAAUAAAUUUUGAAAAUGAAUACUUCACCAAUUCGAAAGAAUAAAAGUGGAUCAAUAAUCCAUAGCGGAGAGAGACGCAUAAUUUACAAUGUUUAUAAGUUCUUUAAAUUGUGUGAUUUAAAUACAACUGUGGAGAGCAUAGUCAUAAAAACAGCAAGUGCAUGCGGUGUGUCCGAAAAUACUGUUUAUAAAAUUAUUAAAGAACAAAAGGAUACCAACACAUUAAAAUCACCCGUGAAAAAAAGAGCUCGACUAUCCACAGCCGAUAAAUUAGAUGAACUAGACAAAUGUGCAAUAAGAAGAAAAGUUCACUCAAUAUAUUUAAAUAACGACUACCCGACAUUGGACAAAAUUAUGAGAAUCUUCGAAGCUGACGAAGAUAUUCCUGUUUUCAAACGUACUACACUUCAUAAAAUAUUGCACGAACUUGGUUUCGAUUUCAAUAAACAGGAUAAUAGAACAUUGUUAGUAGAAAGGGAAGAUAUUGUUUUAUUGAGGCGUAAAUAUCUUAGGCAAAUAAAAGAAUACAGAGACGCUAAUAAAACCAUUUACUAUCUUGACGAAACGUGGGUAAACGCCGGACACGUAAAGACAAAAACAUGGUUGGAUACAACGGUAAAAAAUAAGAGACAAGCCUUUCUAGAUGGCUUAUCAAGCGGUCCAAAGGCUCCGACAGGAAAAGGUAAAGGGUUAAUUGUAUUGCACAUUGGCAGCGACAAAGGGUUCGUGGAAGAUGGUCUACUAGUAUUUGAAUCUAAGUCUACAAAAGACUAUCAUGAAGAGAUGGAUGGUGAAAGAUUCCUUCAUUGGUUCAUUAAUAUAAUGCCUAAGCUGGAACCAGGAAGUGUGGUUGUCAUGGAUAACGCUCCUUACCAUUCGGUAAGAGUCGAAAAAAUACCAACAACCAGCUGGAAUAAACAGCAAAUAAUAGAUUGGCUUCAAAGCAAAGGCAAAUCCAUGGACAUGACUUAUUUAAAAAAAGAAUUAUUAAUGAAAGUUACCGAAAUCGCCCCACAAUAUAAUAAAUAUUUAAUAGAUGAGACUGCCAAAAGUAAUGGAAUUACAAUUCUUCGCCUGCCGCCUUACCAUUGCAAACUAAACCCAAUUGAAUUAGUGUGGGCCCAAAUAAAAAAAUAUUUUGGUGCCAAUAACUCCACGUUUAAAAUGAGUGACGUAAAAAAAUUAUUAUAUGACGCAAUAACAUUAAUAGACGCUAAUCGUUGGAAGAACCAAGUGCUGCGACCUCGUGAUACGAGAAGAAAAUACCAUGUGGCAUUUGGAUGACGUCAUGGAACACGCAGAACAAAAUUCUUUCAUAAUAAAUGUAACUGAAGAAUCUAGCGAUACUGAAUAGUGAUUUAAGUAAUUUUAAGACAUUUUUUUUCCAUUAACAAUAAUUUAAUGUUUAAAAAAAUGUUUGUACUUUUUCUCCACUGUGAAUACACCCUCAUCCUAUAGUUGCACUGAUGACUCACUAUUUUAUUAACGCGAA